This is a messenger RNA of Effrenium voratum, 1116 nucleotides long. The record is from the annotation of a GenBank genome assembly. Lineage: Eukaryota; Dinophyceae; Suessiales; Symbiodiniaceae.
GGUCUAUGCUGUUUUUUUUUCUUCUUCUGGUGUCCAGUUCGCCAUUUCCUCGCCGCGGCCAAAAGCCGAAUGACGGGCAAAGCACCGCGAUGCCGCGCCUGGUGUGCCGCCUCGCAGCCUGCGGAGCUGGUCUCAGUGGACCGGCCACGCCGGCGGAAGCAGAUGCCAUCGCCGUGGAGAUGCCGAGGUGGGCUUGGGGCCUCACGCUGCUGGUUGAUCUGCUGAUGUGGGUGGCGCUCUACUGGCGGGAUUAUACCAUCGGCACCAAUGUGGCCAUCGCUCACUACUACAGCUUCAUGACCAUCACGGACCUGCCGGCUCUCCGCGUUUCUUGGCAGCUGAAGGCCUGGUGGCAGCCCUUCCGCGCCGCGGCGGCGCUGUCCUUCCUGUUUCUGGACGUGAGCUUGCUCCUGAACGGCCUGGAAACGCCUGGCCUGGUCUUCCUGCGCUUGGGCGCCUGCCUGCUUCGGCUGCUGCAUGCGCUCUGGUGCCUUUGGGCCUUCGGGCCCAAACGCCAGUGGCAGGCUCUGCCGCGUUUCGGCGCCUGGUACCUUCAGCACGUCUCGGGCGCGACGCUGCUCCUGGCGCUUUGGGCCUGCCUCGGCUUCUUCUGCCCCUACGUCUUCAUCCUGAUGCACUACAACUAUGGUGACCUGCGCCUGGACGCGCCCCUGACAGCGCUGCAGGGCACCUACAUCUUGACGGUGGUGGCGAAGAGCGCGGUGCUGGACAUGACCUUCAUGAGCCGCAGCCAGGCUGGCGUGAACGAGCUUAUUGCCUGUAUCCUCUUCAGUGGCCAGUACCCGCUGAUCUUUGAUACUUACUGGCUGCCGCCCCUUCGCAUGGGACACUUGCUCGCCGAGAUUCUCUUUGCCAUAAUUGCAUUUGCCUACCUGUUCCUCGACUUCCGCGUUGUCUUCGAAGAUACGACUAAGACUGCUGUCUGCGACGCAUGACUGUGCGUGCUGGCCAGUGGGAGUGUUCUCACUCGGCGCGCGUCUUCUUCCAAAAGGGAAUCUGACAGAGCCCGAGUUUCUAUAGCCACAACAACGAGGGGUUGUUGUGUGCGCGGUCGAUCAUUUGCAAAUCCGAUGGUUUCCGGAAUCCGAUGGUUUC